CUCUCACAUCCCACAGAGCUCGCAUCAUGCCAGACACCACGCCCGAGAUCCUCGUUCUUGAUGGCGGAAUGGGGACUACCCUCGAAGCCCUUGGGCAUGAUACCAGCUCCGCCCUCUGGGGCUCUGAACUUUUGCUCUCUCAGCCUGGCGUGAUUCAGGAGGUUCACAGACGUUAUUGGGAGGCAGGAAGUGACCUCGUCGAGAGCGCUACGUAUGCCGCUGUAAAAGAUACGAAGGCUGGUAGCUGACUAUUGAUUAGAUACCAGCUCACGCCACAAAACCUUCAGGACCACCUCUCCAUAUCUCCUUCCCAGGCGAGCAACAUUCUUCAGACUGGCGUCAACAUCGUUUCAGACUCGACACCUGCCCCAUCCGGGCCAAGCAGACCAGGAAGGGGCGUCGUCCUCUCCAUGGGACCUUUCGGUAGUACCCUCCAGCCAGGGCAAGAGUAUGCUGGCAUCUAUCCAGCUCCCUUUGGCCCCGGGGGAUCAUCAAACUGCUUCUUGGAGGACCAAACCGAGCAGGAGGAGGCUGCGGUGGAAGCUCUCGCAGAGCAUCACCUCUCCAAAUUACUCGCUAUCGCUGCCGACGAGCAAACAUGGUCCAAAGUCGAAUGGAUAGCGUUCGAAACCAUUCCCGUUCUUCACGAGGCCAGAGCGAUUCGCCGGGCUAUGGGAAGGCUAGAGAAGAAGCGGAGAGGUGGCAGGAAGAAAUUCUGGAUCGUGGCGCCUUUCCCUGAUGGACUACAUCCUCAGAUCUUGCCUUCGGGGAAGCAUGCGCCCCUGUCGCUUUAUCUGUUUACGCUCUUGGGCCUGUCACAGGAGGACUCUGUCCCGGACGGUGUUGGGGUAAACUGCACCAACCCUUCUUAUCUUCCUACUAUUCUCGGCGAGCUCACUUCUCUUGUGACUGCCUAUUCGACGUCAGUGACGAAACCCUGGCUCGUCUUUUACCCAGACGGAGGGCAGGUGUACGACGUCGUCUCUAGAACAUGGACCGUAGCCCCUUCCAGCCCUGCCAAUGCUCAAGAAUGGGCUGAACGUAUUGGUGACUUGGCCAUACGCUAUGCCCAUGCGCACACAGAGGACCAGUCCGAGACGAGGAUCUGGAGAGGUAUCAUCGUCGGGGGGUGCUGCAAGUCGUCUUUCGACGAGAUAAAGGCAUUGCGAACAGUGAUUAAUAGAGCAUAGAGCUCAUCUUCAUGCACAAGCUUUCAAGACCGAUUCCAAAUCCAUAACUGGACCCCCAUUCGCGACGUCUCUCCGAUACACUCGCUGUGCUGACCUUGUCUUGAAGUCACAAUUGCUUGUCAUGCAUCAGGGCAAAC
Molecule: messenger RNA, 1327 nt
Organism: Cryptococcus amylolentus CBS 6039
Lineage: Eukaryota; Fungi; Basidiomycota; Tremellomycetes; Tremellales; Cryptococcaceae
Exons: 2
Coding region: 411-1190 (259 amino acids)
Biological process (GO): S-methylmethionine cycle
Molecular function (GO): S-adenosylmethionine-homocysteine S-methyltransferase activity
Source: RefSeq, a predicted model, not a curated record